UAAUUUUACAGCUUCUACAGAGCCUUUUGGCAAAGAAGGCAGCAGCGUUGCGCCGUUUUAAAAUUGUUCACGCUCAUCGAACUGCCUUGCAAUCUUUUGGAUUUGAAUUGCAAACGUUGCUCUAGCCGAUGGGAUCGAGUCGUGCGCUGAGAUUGGCUUUGCUUGCUGCGAAGGCAGGUCGCAGCGCGGGGAACAAUAUCACAUCGCUUACAGCGAACGUAACAAAAGCCCUUGAUGGUGGAGCUCAAAGCUGUACGCGGAGCUUGUGCACUUUGCUGCGAUCGGCGACGGGCCCAUCGCAACCAAGUUGCUCAGGUCGCCUUCGCAUAUGGGAUUUUUGUCCUCUUCGAUUGAUUCAUAGUAGCGCAGCGACGGCCGCUGCCGAUUACUACGAAAUUCUGGGCCUGAGCAAGGGGGCGUCGGACCAGGACAUUAAGAAGGCUUACUAUCAACUUGCCAAAAAAUACCACCCGGAUACCAAUAAGGAUGACCCCGCCGCAGCCAUUCGGUUCCAGGAGCUCCAAAAGGCUUACGAAGUCUUGCGGGAUCCUGAGAAGCGCCGGUUGUACGACCAGCUUGGGCGAGAGGGCAUGGACCGAAUGGAGUCGGGUGGGCAGUCGGGCGGCCCGGAGGCUGGGUUUGAGGGCUUCCAAGGCGGAAUGCAAUUCGGGCAGGGCAUGCCCUUCAUGAUGAACGAGAUCUUUGAGCAGUUCUUCCGGGCGGACCCCCGCCUGCAAGCCAUGUUGAACCGCGUGCAGCUGCCUCCCCUCCGCAUCCCCUUCAUGGAAGCUGUGAAAGGUACUCGCAAGAAAGUUGACAUAGGUUUGCGGCCGGGCGCGACACGGUCUAUAGACCUGGACAUUCCCCCUGGGGUGGACACGGGGGACGUGGUGGAGACGUCGGUUGACAUGCCGGGGCCGGGACGCCGGGCAAGUGCUCGCAUGGUGCUGAACAUCCCCAUCGAGGUGCAGCCGCACCCCACGUUUCGGCGCGAUGGCUGCGACAUCGCCACCACGUUGCAGAUCCCGCUCACGGACGCGCUGCUGGGGACCACGGCCCGCGUGGAGACUUUGGACGGCAACGUGGAGCUCAUUGUGCCGCCCCUGACGCAGCAGGGCGACCGACUGCGCAUUCGUAACAAGGGCAUCUUCAAUCCGCGACGCGGGAUUCGGGGUGACCACUACGUGGACAUCAGUAUCGUCAUGCCUCGGGUGUUGAGUCCACGACAGCGCGAGCUGCUGGUGGAGUUCCAACAUGAAGAGGACCGCAAGAAGCGAGCUAACAGCACUGGGAGAUAAUCAAGAUUUAAGUGACGGUGGAUUUAGACUUAUGGUGGCAGUAAAUGUGGCAAUAUCCACCCUUGAGAUGAUCAUCUGGAUGUAAAAAUGAUGACUGGUCAUCCUAUGUUUGGCGAUUGUAUGUUGCAAGUAUACAUGGAAUG
Molecule: messenger RNA, 1441 nt
Organism: Volvox carteri f. nagariensis
Lineage: Eukaryota; Viridiplantae; Chlorophyta; Chlorophyceae; Chlamydomonadales; Volvocaceae
Gene: dnj14
Product: molecular chaperone
Exons: 9
Coding region: 129-1298 (389 amino acids)
Biological process (GO): protein folding
Source: RefSeq, a predicted model, not a curated record